CAUUCAAGGGCUUGUUCUCAUUGUUAUUAUCAUUAUAUAUAGAUGAGCAAAGCACUAGACCUAUCCUCAGUCACACAAAAGAGUAAAGAAGAACAAUGGCUUCAUCUAUGCUCUCUUCCGCUACAAUGGUUGCCUCUCCGGCUCAGGCCACUAUGGUCGCUCCUUUCACCGGACUUAAGUCCUCCGCUGCUUUCCCAGCCACCCGCAAGGCCAACAACGACAUUACUUCCAUCACAAGCAACGGCGGAAGAGUUAGCUGCAUGAAGGUGUGGCCUCCGAUCGGAAAGAAGAAGUUUGAGACCCUCUCUUACCUUCCUGACCUUACCGAAUCCGAAUUGGCUAAGGAAGUUGACUACCUUAUCCGCAACAAGUGGAUUCCCUGUGUUGAAUUCGAGUUGGAGAACGGGUUUGUGCACCGUGAGCACGGUAACACCCCCGGAUACUACGAUGGAAGGUACUGGACAAUGUGGAAGCUUCCCUUGUUCGGUUGCACCGACUCCGCUCAAGUGUUGAAGGAAGUCGAGGAGUGCAAGAAGGAGUACCCCGAAGCCUUCAUUAGGAUCAUCGGAUUCGACAACACCCGUCAAGUGCAGUGCAUCAGUUUCAUCGCCUACAAGCCCCCAAGCUUCACCAAUGCUUAAUUUCCAAACCUCUCCCCCUUUGCUUUGUUUCUUUGUAAACAUCAAAACAUUAUCCCCCACCUUUGAUUUUAUAUCUUUCUGCUUUUCUUCUUCUUCUUUUUUUUUUAUAUCUAAAGUUUUAAUUUCCGGAUUUAACGUUUGUUUUCCGGUUUGCGAGACAUUUUCUAUCGGAUUUCUCAAAUGUCUGAUGAAAUAAAUAUGUAAUGUUCUAUAAGUCUUUUGA
This is a messenger RNA of Camelina sativa (false flax), 864 nucleotides long. Its product is annotated as ribulose bisphosphate carboxylase small subunit 1A, chloroplastic. NCBI's taxonomy places the organism in Eukaryota, Viridiplantae, Streptophyta, Magnoliopsida, Brassicales, Brassicaceae. The record is from RefSeq and is a predicted model, not a curated record.